ACACGCCCUGGGGCCCCCCUGCAAUCGUGCUUUUUCCCAUCUAAUGAAACCCUAGCACCCCAACCCAACAUGGCUCAUCGUGCAAGCGACCAUCCCAUUGAAGUUGAUGUGGAGGAAGAUGAUCCGAGUCUCGCAGGCACAUCCUCAUCGACCACUUCGCUGAGCUCGAGUGUGCUAAAGUAUGAAUACAGGCAUGGCCGCCGGUAUCACGCAUACCAGUCCGGGAGCUAUCCCUUCCCCAACGACAAGCCCGAACAGGACCGGUUGGAUAUGAUCCAUCAUGUGUUCUACCGACUGCUCAAUGAUCGCCUGUUCCUGGCGCCUAUCGACCCUAACGGCAAGCGAAUACUGGACAUCGGCACCGGCACGGGACUGUGGGCAAUCCAGAUGGGCGACGAGAACCCGUCGAUCGCGAAAAUCGUCGGCAAUGACCUGAGCCCGAUUCAACCCUCCUGGGUGCCGCCCAACGUGCAUUUCGUGGUGGACGAUGUGGAAAAGGACUGGGUAGAGAGCAAGCCGUACGACUACAUUCAUUGCCGAUACAUGGCCGGGUCCAUCCGGGACUGGCCGCGGCUGAUCCAGCAAUGCUAUGACAAUCUGGUGCCAGGAGGUUGGCUGGAACUGCAAGAAUCGAUCAACUCCCUCUACUCAGAGGACGGCAGCCUCAAACCCGAUAGCUGGAUGGUGAAGAUGAUGGAAGGCUUGAUAGAAGGCGGGGCCAGAGUCGGGCAGACCUUGGAUCCAGCCCCCUCGUUUGAGGGCUGGGUCCGCGAUGCUGGUUUUGCGAAUGUGCAAACACAUAAAUUCAAAUUACCCAUCGGACCGUGGCCGAAGGAUGCCCGACUGAAGGAAUGUGGCAGUUUCAUGCGAAUCAACUUUGUUGAGGGGGUCGAGGGAUUCACGGCGCAGCUCUUCAUCGAUGUACUGGGCUGGAAGCCCGAGGAUGUCGAUGCACUCAAUGCUGGAGUUCGAGCCGAGUCCUUGAAAGGAGAGAUCCACCCCAUAUUUGAUUUUCUGGUUGUAGCUGCCCAGAAACCCUUGUAGGUUCAGGUCAACCCCCCUCGGUGCAGGCGACGAUGGUGUGCAUCACCGACGGGGUUUAUAGGAUAACGGUGUAUGUGUUCCAUGACGAAUGGCUUGAUACGUGUCGCAAUCAGAUUACAUUCCCUU
Molecule: messenger RNA, 1170 nt
Organism: Aspergillus saccharolyticus JOP 1030-1
Lineage: Eukaryota; Fungi; Ascomycota; Eurotiomycetes; Eurotiales; Aspergillaceae
Product: class I SAM-dependent methyltransferase
Exons: 1
Coding region: 70-1044 (324 amino acids)
Molecular function (GO): methyltransferase activity
Source: RefSeq, a predicted model, not a curated record